Galleria mellonella (greater wax moth) is the source of this 2144-nucleotide messenger RNA. RefSeq names its product suppressor of lurcher protein 1-like. Gene Ontology annotation, cellular component: plasma membrane. The transcript is spliced from 15 exons. Bases 174 to 2063 code for a protein of 629 amino acids. The record is from RefSeq and is a predicted model, not a curated record. NCBI's taxonomy places the organism in Eukaryota, Metazoa, Arthropoda, Insecta, Lepidoptera, Pyralidae.
UCGGACUACAUCCCAGUCGGUAUCUGAAUGCGGCGCCGGUCGCACGCUACGACGUAGCACUAUACGGUUACGAAGUGACGUUUGAAUUUAGAACUGAGUUUGUAGUUGUUCCAUUUGUAAGAUACCAUUCGUGACAUGAGUUUUCUUGGUAAAAUUAGAGACUUAAAAUUCAAAUGGGCACCGAAAAUAUGAAGACGUCUACUGCCUUGAUCCUGCUGCUACAUUUAUCCCUCCACACAGUUGAUGAAGGGCACGCCAUAAAUCCAAGUUGCACAUGUCUUCGGUUUACGUCCACGUACGGUAAGGAACGCGGCACGUUCAGCAGCCCCGACUACCCGCGGCCGUACCCGGCGCAGAUUGACUGCCUGCUCUACACCUUCGUCGCGGCGCCGCACCAAAUCGUCGAGCUUGUGUUCACCGACUUCGACAUUUACAAGGAGCAUCUCGAUUGUAUUCGGGGUGAUUAUCUGAAGGUGUACUCCGAAGGUGGUACGCAUGGUCCUGGACCACCUGGCGUCAAUGAGUACUCUGCUUGGACCAGAGCUCUUUGUGGCAGUAGACUGGACGCUCCACCAGCUUUGUACUCUCAUGGACCAUUACUAGUUUUGGAGCUACACACAGGACCAAAGGCAACUAAUGCUACAGGAUUUGUUGGGACCUAUAGGUUUAUAGAUAGACGAAACUUCGAAACGGAUGGCGUUCAGGUACCGGAUACAUGGUGCGAUUACGUUUUUAAUUCACAACCCAACAGGCCAGCCCAUGGUCGAUUGUACAGUCCUCGUUACCCUUCGAGUUACCCUAGCAAUAUCAGGUGUACCUAUCAUUUCAGUGCAAGACAACACGAGCGAAUCAAAUUAGUAUUCGAGGAAUCAUUCCUUCAAAAAGGAGAUGAAAGUUGUCUCAAUCGAGCCGAUAUAAUAAAAGUUUUUGACGGGAGAUUAUCGACGGCACCUGUACUUGCAAUGAUUUGUAAUGAAAUUGUAGGUUACGAGAUUUUAUCGACCGGUUCAGAUCUAUUAGUUCAAUUUACGGCUAAUUCCAACACGCCGGGUCAAGGAUUCAAAGCAAGCUACCAAUUCCAUAUGGACGAUAAUUCUAGCGCAGAUUCUGAUAUUAAAAAGUCGAGUACGACAGAGUCAAUAUCCGGUUUAGGACCGGCAGUCAGUGCUGCUACGUCGUCGUGUCAUCAAGUAUUCAACAGUGACAAGAGUAAGAGCGGCAAAUUGACGUCCCCUCUGUACCCGUCGCCGUACCUCCAAAAAACGCAAUGUCACUAUGACUUUCUAGCUCGCGGGAGGGAGCGAGUGAGACUGGUGUUCGAAGAUUUCAGCUUACAGAGGAUGACUGAGAAUAUUAUCGACUGCGAAAGCAUGGACUCCCUGGACGUGUUUUUGUAUGUAGACGGUCGACUCGAGAAAAUGGCUUCGUUUUGCGGGAACGAAAUACCAAAGCCAAUAAUGUCAAACGGACCAAAGCUAUCGAUCGAGUUCCGUGGAAUUUAUUCAUCGAGACAUAGUAGAGGAUUUAAGAUAUCUUACGCCUUUGUUGAAGAUUAUGGGAUCACAUCAGGGAGCCAGCUCUUAGAAUUUCCAUGUGCCUUUGUAUUUAAUAGCAGUGAGAGGGAGAAGGGUGUUGUGACAUCACCAAAUUACCCUGGUCUCUAUCCAAGGGACACGGAGUGUAAUUAUUUCUUUUACGGAAACGAGAAUGAGAGGAUACAUUUGCACUUCACCUAUUUUGAUGUCGAAGGUGUUGUCCCAUGUGAAGCAGUAUCAGCGAGCGAUUACGUACAAUUCUCCAGUCAAAUGAUAGACUCACAUAGUCACAGAUAUUGCGGUCAAAUAAAGGAACUACAGGUUACGUCGGAGAAAAACUUCCUCAGGAUCACAUUCAAGUCUAACGACAGAUUGGACGGUACUGGCUUUAAAGCAGACUACUUAUUCCUCCGAGACUCCGAGAUGCAUAGUAUAACUAUGCCGGACACAGAUAGCGGUACGAGAUUGUGUACAUCUAUUCUCGUGUUGCUUGUGUUGUGUGAUGUUAUAAUAAUGACGUUGAGAUAGUGAAAUUCUGAUGUUAAUUUAUAUUGAAAUCAUUGGUGAAAUAAAUUAUCACUGUUGCUAUAAAAAAUUGUUUUAAUUCAA